Oryza brachyantha (malo sina) is the source of this 1087-nucleotide messenger RNA. RefSeq names its product F-box protein At1g55000. Gene Ontology annotation, molecular function: protein binding. Lineage: Eukaryota; Viridiplantae; Streptophyta; Magnoliopsida; Poales; Poaceae. Bases 213 to 875 code for a protein of 220 amino acids. The transcript has 2 exons. The record is from RefSeq and is a predicted model, not a curated record.
CUCCGCCACGGCCGCACCACCGCACGCGAGCCCACCCGCCUCCAUCCUCUCCGAUCCCCCCACCACUAGCCGCCGCGGCGGCGCCGGCGGAGGCGGCGGGGGCCCGUCGCUCAGGAGUCCCCAUCCAUACCAUCCUCCCUCCGACGGAGCUCCCGAUCCGCCUUCCCCCAUCGAUCGCGUGCCGUAACUCGUACGUACCCUUUUCCCCUCCGAUGGACGGCAACGACUUCCCGGGGGACCUCCUGCGGGCGGUCCUGCAGCGGCUCCCGCCGCCCGACCUCGCGCGGGCCGCCUGCGUCUGCCGCCUGUGGCGCGCGGUCGCCUCCGACCGCGCCGUGCUGGAGGCCGCCUUCGCCUCGCCCUGGGGCGUGCGCCGCGUCGUCGGCGAGCCGGCCACGAGGGCCUUCUGGCGCGCCGCGUCGCUCGGCCGGUUCGCGCUCUCGCACACCGUCCGCCGCGGGGACACCGUCCCCGGCAUCGCGCUGAAGUACUCCGUCCAGGUGACUGAUGUAAAACGUUUCAACAACAUGAUGAGCGACCACGGCAUCUACUCGAGGGAGAGGCUUCUGAUACCAAUCAGCAAUCCUGAAAUCCUUCUGGGGAGCACAUGCUACAUCGAAAUGGAUUAUAAUGCAAGAAGAGAGGUUGCGGUCUUUUACCCCGAGGGACGCCCUAGUGGAAAAGCAGAAUCCUUGACAAGCGCUGCUGCUGCAGAACGACGAAGCAGAAGGAUUCUUGAGUCGGUGAAGCGAAGCUUGCAUACUGAUGAUGGAACUGCUGCAUACUACUUAUCUGUCACAGAGGGCGAUCCAAGGGCAGCCAUGAUGGAGUACUCUGAGGACCUAAGGUGGGAGCAGCAGCAAACAGGCCACUAGAUGUAAGGUCAGUGAGAAGAUAAGGGUAUGGCACUUGAUGAGUGCAGGUUAUUGGAAGAUUACUACCUGUUUGGCCGCUCGAAUAAAAUAUAUAUACUCUGUGGCUUACCCUCUGUUACGUGUAAUAUAUUGUGAAUUUGUGAACAUAUGUAACGUAUUUUUCGGUGCGAUGAACUUUGAAGAAAUAUCCAUAGCAAUUGAUUUGUGACGUA